UCGACGAAAUGCACCGGAGCACCACCCAGCGCCCAGGCCACCGCCGCAGCGCCGGCCGGGCUGCCGCCAAGCGCGACCGCCUCAGCGCCCUCCCGGACGAGCUCCUGCACCACAUCAUGUCAUUCUUGAAGGCGUGGGAGGUGGUCCGCACCUGCGUGCUCGCGCGGCGGUGGCGCCACCUCUGGGCGUCCGCGCCCUGCGUCGAUCUCCGCGUGCGCCCCUCCACUGGCCGCUACGGCGACCCCCCUGAGAAGUUCCGCUACUUCGUGCACCGGCUCUUCCUCCUACGUGACGCGUCAGCGCCCGUGGUCAUGCUCCGCCUGCGGUCGAGCGACGACGAAGCGGGCUUCACCGAUGACGACGCCAGCGCGUGGAUGAGGGCCGCCAUCAAGCGCAACGCGCGGGUUAUCCAUCUCACCGGGCGUUGCUCGGAGAUCGCGUCGUUGGACCGCGUGUCGUUCAUCUCUUGCCACCUCAAGGUCUUGAAGUUGUCGUAUGCCAUGCUCGACUACAGGAUCCUCAGGCAGCUUUCUUCUAGUUGCACGUCUUUGGAAGUACUAGGUCUGAAGGAUUGCUUGGUGGCGGGCCCUAGGAUUGUGUCCGCCUCUUUGAAGACUUUAAUCAUGCUCGAAUGCGAGAUCAGUUGCGCCUUCUCCAUUGCUGCUCCGAACCUCCUACUUCUGCACCUCAUCACACCUUACGUCCGAGUCCCAUCAUUCAAGAAUUUGGGAUCACUUGUCACAGCUACUAUCAUACUUGAUGACUCUUUCUUGGGUGAUGACAAUGAAUACAUCAGCGAUGAAGAUUAUUGUGAUGGAACUACUGAUGACGACAGGGAUGAUAGCGGCGAUAAUGAUUGGACAGAGAGCUCAAAGAUUCAUGAUGAGUCUUCCUUGAGUAAUAAUGUUGGAUAUGAUGAUUUUAUAAGGUUUGGAUAUGGACAUGGUUUUGCUGAAGGAAUUUACAGGCAUAAUCGUUACAAGGAUAAUUAUGAUUAUGGUGGUGAUAUCGACAGCGAUGACAAUACCUAUGCAUACAGUGAGAUUGCAAAUGAUGCAAAGUAUGGCUACAAAAGUAAAGGCCUGAUUUCCAGUAAAGACAGUAUCUAUGGUGGAUAUAGAGAAUGCAAUGAUGGGAAGAUUUUAGGUGGCCGUCAUAUUCUUCAGAGUCUUUCAAGUGCUAGAACUUUGGAGUUGUUGACUAAUGCUGGAGAGGUUGUUCUGAGUAGGGAACUGAAUACAUGUCCAAAUUUUGGCAACCUGAAGAUCCUGUCUCUUGGUGAAUGGUGUAUGACUGCAGACUUUGAUGCCUUAAUUUUCUUGCUGCAGCACUCACCUAAUAUACAGAAGCUCUUUCUCCAACUUAAAAUUAACUUCAAUGCCAGAGAGGCAUCAGAAACAGGUAUCAAACUACAGGGAAGAUCAUUUACUUGCAAAGAUCUUCGAAUGGUGAAGAUCACAUGCUCAAAGGAUGAUGGGAGAGUCCAUAAGCUGGCAAAUUUGUUUAUGGCAAAUGGUAUACCAGUCGAGAAAAUUUAUGUCCGCCACAACGGGAGUGCUUAUAUCCGCAACCAGAAGCAGAUUAAGGAGUUCUGGGGGAUGUAAUAUCCAACAUCAUCAUGAGCAACUGAUCGUGCUCUCAAAGCUGCGCUGGGUUUCUUGAUUGCCUCUUUUUUGGUAACAUGGAUGUCGUUGGUGAUAAUUGGAUCAUUGCAAUGUUGUUGCCGGUGGGAUAAGCUGAGAAGUUCAUCUAGUAGUAGGUCUAGCCUCUAGUACAACUUUGCUUUGUUCCUGGAACGGAUAUGAAUGCUCGUCGUUUGAAUGCUUCAGACUUGAGAGUGGUGCAUCUGAGUCUGUCAUGCGUUGUGCUAUGCUCCAGUAAACAUUGAUCCUGUGGUGAGUUAUACGCGGCUUUAGUACCGUGCAAAUUCUAAUGUCGUGUAAAAGGAAAUGAACCUUCAUUCCGAUUCCGGCGAUGAAGGUUUACAUGGUUGUCUAACUAUUCAGAUUUCGG
Messenger RNA from Triticum aestivum (bread wheat), 2013 nucleotides. RefSeq lists its product as uncharacterized. The record is from RefSeq and is a predicted model, not a curated record. Gene Ontology annotation, molecular function: protein binding. The coding region runs from base 9 to 1604 and encodes 531 amino acids. The transcript is spliced from 4 exons. NCBI's taxonomy places the organism in Eukaryota, Viridiplantae, Streptophyta, Magnoliopsida, Poales, Poaceae.